Molecule: messenger RNA, 5055 nt
Organism: Drosophila guanche
Lineage: Eukaryota; Metazoa; Arthropoda; Insecta; Diptera; Drosophilidae
Product: probable sodium/potassium/calcium exchanger CG1090
Exons: 7
Coding region: 297-2279 (660 amino acids)
Biological process (GO): calcium ion transmembrane transport; intracellular calcium ion homeostasis
Cellular component (GO): membrane
Molecular function (GO): calcium channel activity; calcium, potassium:sodium antiporter activity
Source: RefSeq, a predicted model, not a curated record
CAUUACUGACUGUUGUGCGAAAAACAGCUGCAGCGAGUGGAUCAAAGUGGAGUGAUUAACGGAAUAGAUAGCAGAGAAGAAAACGAAAAAGUGAACUGAAAAUAUCUGGCCCGGCCACAUUUCCUCAUAUGUUUUCCAAUGCAACGGUUUUCUUCUGUAUCUGUUUUCCGAUUCGAAAUCCCAUCUAACGACUCCAACUGAGAAGAGCCUGAGCGAAACACGGAGAGAGAGAGCUUCAAGCCGAGUUUUAUUGAAAAGUGUUGGCUCCAUCGACAGCACCAGCCACAAUCAGCAAAAUGAUCGUACGUCGGCGGUCCCGUCGCGCCCGCAUGUGGAACAUGGGUCUGCUCUUCCUGAUCUACUAUUGCGUGAGCAUUUACUCGGCCAAAGGCGACCCCAGGGAGGGAUCGGCACUGCCUCUGGACGUAGGCAGCUUGGCCGAGGACGAGGGCGAUGCCGAGGCUAAUGGAGAAGUGAAUACCGAGCUCAACCCGGAGCUCGAGACCACCACGCCGUUCUAUCCACCGGACGCCACCGAGGCUACUCACCACCUGCGUGGGGCCGUCCCGACUUGGCGUCCCAAGCGCGACAAUUGCACACCGCCGGCCAUCGAACAGUUCCCACAGCCACUGAUGAACAAAUGGGCGCGCCAGCACGGCGGCCUCAUCUUGCAUAUCCUGGUGGCCGUCUACACCUUCUUCGGCCUGGCCAUCGUGUGCGACGAGUACUUUGUGGCCAGCCUGGACCGAUUGUGCGAAGAGCUAAAGUUGUCGCCGGAUGUGGCUGGUGCCACGUUCAUGGCUGCCGGCAGCUCGGCCCCCGAGCUGGCCACCGUGGUUAUAGGUGUGUUCUUUGCCAAGGACGACAUCGGCAUCAGCGGCGUCAUCGGUUCGGCAGUGUUCAACAUUAUGUUCGUGAUAUCCGUCUGCGCCUUGUGCUCGGGCACCGUUUGCCAGCUGAACUGGUGGCCACUGGUGCGGGACUGUUUUUUCUACUGCGUUUCCAUCCUGGUCAUGCUGAUCAUCAUCUUCAACGACGUCAUCUCCUGCUUCGAGUCCGUGGUGAUGCUGCUCUGCUAUGUGGGAUACUGCGUGGCCCUACACUUCAACACGGAGCUGGAGCGCUGGGCCCUCGGCCUCAACUUGCCGUUCAAGCUGCCCAGCAAGGAGGAGCAGUCGGCUCUGGUGACCUACAAGAAUGUGCCCGAGAGCUCCUACACUCAGGGCAGCGCAGGACAGGGGCAGCAGCAGCAGACGAGCCUGUCCAAGGAGUCCAGCGAUGUCUUGAACGCCACCGGCACACAACCCCAAAGCGACUAUCAGAACUACAGCGACCCCAAUGCCGGUUGGGACCCGAAUUCCGCCUGGGGCGAGGAGAAUCAACCGAAACCAGCAGCUGCCAGUGCAAGACCUACCCAACCGCCGGUCGACGACUGGGGCAUGGGGCAGUUUACCCAGGGACAGGGCCAGGAGAACAUGGCCUACAACUCUGAUCAACCCGAGUCUGUGGUGACGGGUGAGGCGGCUUCGGCAGCAUCGGCGUCGGCAUCCGCGGGUGCUGGUGCGGGUGCGGCCAAGGGGCAAGUGGUGGCAGCCACAGAGUACUAUAAGUCGACGGACAAGCAGCGUGAGCCUCGCCCAGAUCCGUUAAUGCGACCCACGGAGGGCGGCCUGCCGGCACUGGUGGCCUGGUAUGUGGUGUAUCCGAUCCACUUCCUGUGCAAGAAGACGAUGCCCGACUGCCGGCAGCCGCAGUUCCGCAACUGGUAUCCGUUCACCUUCCUGCUGUCCAUGGUUUGGAUCUCGUUCUACUCGUACUUCAUGGUGUGGAUGAUCACAGUGAUCGGGUCCACGCUUGCCAUCCCCGACACCGUGAUGGGCCUGACGUUCGUGGCUGCUGGCGUUUCUGUGCCGGAUGCCCUAAGCUCAAUAGCCGUUAUCAAAGAGGGCUACGGCGACAUGGCCGUGUCGAAUGCGAUUGGCUCGAAUGUCUUUGAUAUCCUAGUGUGCUUAGGUCUUCCAUGGUUCAUACAAACGGCCAUCAUAAAGCCCGGCUCGCACGUGAAUGUCAUCUCCAAGGGUCUCGCCUACUCCACACUCUCUCUCUUCUCCACGGUCGUCUUCCUGAUCCUCUCGACGCAUCUCAAUGGUUGGAAGCUGGACAAGCGCCUGGGCAUAAUUCUGAUGCUCUGGUACCUGUUCUUCAUCACGCUGGCGUCGCUCUACGAAUUGAAUGUCUUUGGCUACAUGAACCCACCCGAGUGUCCCAGCACUUAUUAAGCAACCAAGAGGAUAGCAGCACCAAGUAGCACAUACUUACAGCCCAUGCAUAUUCAUAUACAUAUUUAUAUUCAUAUUCAUACUACCAGAGGAGAGUCGUGCAUCAGAAACAAAAUGAAGCCACCAUCCACAGCCUAGCCAUAACCACAUGAGGAGGAGUGCAGGUUCGUCAUUGUGAAAGGAACCGGUAGAGGAACUGCUCGUACGUCAUUUAAUGUUAAUUAGUGGACAAAUUGAAUACUCAAAUCGCGUUUUACAUGGAUUUUUACAUUGCACCAACCGAAGAGAGAAACGAUAAACCAAAAAGAUGAUUAUACAUAUAUAUACAGAUAUAUAGUAUACAACUAUUAUACAUUUAUUACAAAAUAUAUAUACAAAAUAUUUAAUGAUAUUUAGGCAAAUAACAUACCAUACAUACAUAUGUAUGUAUGUAUAUGGUACAUACGAGAGUAUGUACGAGAGAGUACAACCACAAUUAAAGUACACGUACCGGAUAAAUAGCACUGUAGAUAGGGAGACAAAUUCAAUUUAAACAGAGGAACAGAUUUAUUUGUUGCAACUUGCAAAUGGUUUUAAGGAACAAGUCGAACAGAACAACGCAGAACUUCUCACACCACAAUCACACUAAUUAUGCAUAUGUACAUACAUGUAUGAACGAUCAUUAUAUACAUAUGUACAUAAUAAUGUGUAUAUCUUAUAAGUAUUUAUCUGCAUGUACAUAUAUACUUUGUUAAACAGUUGAACAGAUCACACUUAGUUCUAUAUUUUUUAUGUAUUGUACCUCUUGAAGGAUCUCUCUUUCACUCUCUCCAAUCAAUAUUAUUUGAAUCUGUGCAAUCGAUGUACACCAAAAAGACCCGUAAAGGCAGACCUACUUUGGCCUCCGGGCUGGUCGAUCCAGACCAUGAGCGCAUUUCCCUGCGCCACGGAACAAGAGCAACGAAUUUUUUUACGUUUUCGGAUGUUUUAUUCUCGUUCUCAUAUACAAUAUGUAAAAUGUAUGUACUAUGUAUGUAUGUGUGUAUAUUUUGUAUAUUAAAAUAAUGAAUCUUUAAAUAACAUUGAAUUAACUUAGUUUCAAGAACCCACUAGAAGGUUUUGGAGUAUGAAAGAAAAUAUAAAGCUCAAAUAGCAAAGAACAAAGGGUUCAAACGAAAGAAAAUAUAAGAAAAGAAAACAAUACCUUAUGGCAAUUAAUCGCGUCAAUUUUCGAAUGUAUGUAAAUAUGAACGGGAGCAUAAAUACAUAAAUACAUUAUUAGAAUUACAUACCUACCAACAUACCAACCUAUACAUACAUACAUAUGUACAUACAUAUAUUAGAACACGUGAACAGUGAAAAUUUAAUGUCAAUUUUUGGUGCAAAUUGUUGUGCAUAAAUCGAAACAAUAAUUUCGAAUGAUUCUUGGCAUGGCAAAUUACUGGUUCAUUUUAUCGAGCUGCAUUUACCACACUUUGCCCAGAGCUGCUUUGCCUCUGGCCGCAAGUUCAGACGUAUCUGGCUACGACACAGAAUCAGUAUCAGAAUUAGCUGCAAGCAAUGUGUAAGACAAAUACAAGUAUAUACAUAAACAUAAAAUACUAAAUACCUACAUACACACAUAAAUGUAUAGCAUGAAGAGCAAAGCACUGCUAUAAGAACGCGCUCAAAACAUAGUUACAUACCCACAUGUCUAACUAAACAUAAACAAACAUAUUUACAUAAACACACAUGCAUAGUGUACAAGUAAUGAUACAGAUGCCGAAACAGAUAAAAGAUUUAAGUGCUUGGUAGGGUAUACGAGAAGGAGCCGAAAUGGAACCCGAAUUAAUCAAAGCCAACUCCCCAGAAUCAAAUCGAAUUAAAUGCAUGCUAACAAUAGUUGUAGAUGAAAAAACUAAGAUACAACCAGAUAAAAUGUACGAACAAUCGCCGGCUGAAACUCCCCACAAAGACAGAAAUUACUAUAUGCAUAUAACUUAUUGCAUAAAUAUAUUCACACCUACUUGAACUGCUACGGCCACUUCCCAGGUACAACGUUCUUCCUCCCGACCAUUAUCCAUAAAGACAGAGUCAAGCCAGAAGUUAUUCCGAACAAAUUGUACAUAUUAAGUUAAAUAUGGUGCACAAUCCAAUCCCCAAUCUAACCUCAAGUUACGAACUGCAUCUCGAGACGAGUAUGUACGCUUCCACAGGACAUUAUUGCAGUACUAAACAAGUUAAGUAAACAAAACUAGUUUCAGUGUUAGGUGUUUCGAUAACAAACUUCAAUUAGCAGUCAGCAAACAGUUUAACAGAUUGUUACACAGUGGUAUUAACUUAUACGUCAGUCAGUCAGUGUUCUAUUGAAAUUAUUUGAUAUCUACAUACAUAAUUAUAUCCUUGACAGACUCAAAUCAAAUAUAUUUCGCGUUACUUUGAACUGUAUCUAAUGCAAAUUGCAAUCUAUAAAUGGAGUACUAUAUACGAGUAUUUAGCAAAAAUUAUGUAAUUGAUUGUCGAUCAUUUUUACUUAAGAGUUACAAAAAAAACAAAAAAACACUCACGCCACACCUAUGUACAUACUUACAUUUAUGUAUGUAUGUAUCUGUACAAUAAUUGUUAAAUUUACUAGUACAACUAAAAUAUACUGCAUAAAUGUACAACAACAACAAAAACACAAUACACAAUAUAUUGCCUACAUAUGAAUGUAUUAACAUCCGACAUAUGUGUUAAUUACGACUAUAAUUGUUUGAGAAAACUAUAUUGAACCUAUCAAAUUUAAUUAUGAAGCGCGUUGAAAAAUAAACUGCACACU